CAUCUAAUGGAUACUUUGCUGCGUUCAAGGCUCAGGUGGACUAACUAACCCGCAGACUUGAUGACAGGGAGGUAAAGGUCCGGAGGCUCUUUUUAGAGGGGGACACAAUUUCAGUGUUGAGAGUGGAAAUGUCCGAGGAAAAUUUGGGGGAAGAGUCAAGCAGCUCCCCGGUCUCCCCUGUGGACAGCCUGAGCAACAGCGAGGGGGAGGCGGACACGCAGCCCAAAAGAAGCGCCAGGAAGCGGAGGCCGAGCAGGAAACACGUCGAGGACUCGGACAGUCCCGUUGAAGGAGCCAAGAGAGGCAAGAAGUCGAGCAGCAGCGGCAGCCCGCAGUCCCUGGAGGACCUCCAGAGCCAGCGAGUCAUGGCCAACGUCAGGGAGCGUCAGAGGACGCAAUCCCUCAAUGAGGCGUUCGCGGCCCUCCGAAAAAUCAUUCCCACGCUGCCCUCGGACAAGCUCAGCAAAAUACAGACGCUCAAACUGGCCGCCAGGUACAUCGACUUCCUGUGCCAGGUGCUGCAGAGCGACGAGCUGGACGCCAAGAUGGCCAGUUGUAGUUAUGUGGCCCACGAAAGGCUCAGCUACGCCUUCUCCGUGUGGAGGAUGGAGGGCGCCUGGUCCAUGUCCACGUCCCACUAGCACCAGGACCAGUUAAGCCCAACACGGUGACUGCUGAUUCUAUUCUUCUCACAUUUUGACGGGACAAACCUGGAGUCCAAUGCUGGAUACAUGGAUCACUAUAUUUAAAGCAAAGACCACAGAGGUUUUGCGUGGGGAUUUUUCUUGUUUUUGCAGCCCCCCUUAAGCCCACCACUCUGAUGAUGAUGGUGGUGUAUGUACUGUACAUGUUGUUGACGACGAAUGUUGAAAAUAUCACGGUUGAUGAAGAUUUUUUUUUUUUAAACCACAUGUAUUUGGAUUUAAUUCUGCCCGAGUGAGGCAGUUUGACGACUGUAUGGGUGUGUUUAUGAAUGCAUGUGUGCGUGUGUGCGUGUGUUAUUACCCACUGUUGGUGUAACCCACAUUCCAAAUGGCUGUGUCUUUGAGGAUCAAACCUGUGCAAGAAAAAAGUAUUUUCAAAACACAUUUAUUUAUUUAUUAUUGUAACAUUUUUUGGAGAAUACAUCCUGUGUCUGAAAUGCAAAUACAUUCCUAUUUUUAUUAUAUUUUUUUUGUAAAGGUUUGUAUAUUUUUUGCAAUAA
This is a messenger RNA of Entelurus aequoreus (snake pipefish), 1204 nucleotides long. It is a transcript of the gene twist1b, whose product is annotated as twist family bHLH transcription factor 1b. Gene Ontology annotation, biological process: developmental process; regulation of transcription by RNA polymerase II. The record is from RefSeq and is a predicted model, not a curated record. The coding region runs from base 129 to 641 and encodes 170 amino acids. The transcript is spliced from 2 exons. Gene Ontology annotation, molecular function: protein dimerization activity; RNA polymerase II transcription regulatory region sequence-specific DNA binding; DNA-binding transcription factor activity, RNA polymerase II-specific. Lineage: Eukaryota; Metazoa; Chordata; Actinopteri; Syngnathiformes; Syngnathidae.